Molecule: messenger RNA, 771 nt
Organism: Lodderomyces orthopsilosis Co 90-125
Lineage: Eukaryota; Fungi; Ascomycota; Pichiomycetes; Serinales; Debaryomycetaceae
Exons: 1
Coding region: 1-771 (256 amino acids)
Cellular component (GO): cytosol
Molecular function (GO): electron transfer activity
Source: RefSeq, a predicted model, not a curated record
AUGUCCAACAAGUUGAAGAUCCUUGUCCCCUUGAAAAGGGUUAUUGACUAUGCAAUUAAGCCCAGAAUUAACAAAACAAACACAGGAGUCGAGACUAAGGGCGUCAAAUUCAGUAUAAAUCCAUUUUGUGAUAUUGCUUUAGAAGAAUCCAUUCGUCUUAAGGAAAAGACACCUGAGUUAGUUGAAAACAUACAUGCUGUAUCAAUCGGACCAACUAAAGCACAAGAUAUAUUGAGAACUGCAUUGGCUAAAGGAGCCGACACUUCAACAUUGAUUGACGUGGGUGAAGAGACGGUUGAGCCAUUACAAGUGGCCAAGUUGUUGAAGAAAGUAGUGGAGGAUAAAAAAUCAAACUUGGUGGUAUUGGGAAAGCAAGCCAUAGACGAUGAUUCAAAUCAAACGGGACAAAUGCUUGCCGGGUUAUUGAAUUGGCCACAAGCUACGAAUGCUUCGAAAGUGGAAGUAAAAGGAGAUGAAGUUUUUGUGACAAGAGAGAUUGACGGUGGUGCUGAUGUGUUGAAAGCUAAAUUGCCAAUGGUGGUCACAGUAGACUUGAGGUUGAAUGAACCAAGGUAUGCUAGUUUACCAAAUAUAAUGAAAGCUAAAAAGAAACCAUUGGAAAAAUUGAAAUUGAAGGACUUGGGUCUUGAUUCAAUUGACAAUAGGUUAGAAGUGGUGAAGGUUGAAGAACCACCGGCAAGACAAGCUGGUGUCAAGGUUGAAAGCGUUGACCAAUUAAUAGAAAAGUUGAAGGAGUUGAAAGCUUUAUAG